Messenger RNA from Drosophila grimshawi, 2951 nucleotides. RefSeq lists its product as uncharacterized. Gene Ontology annotation, cellular component: glutamatergic synapse; postsynaptic specialization. Lineage: Eukaryota; Metazoa; Arthropoda; Insecta; Diptera; Drosophilidae. Bases 265 to 2208 code for a protein of 647 amino acids. Gene Ontology annotation, molecular function: molecular adaptor activity. Gene Ontology annotation, biological process: signaling. The transcript has 6 exons. The record is from RefSeq and is a predicted model, not a curated record.
UAUAUCGGCCGUCAUUUGCCGCAGUAAAGAUAAAAACGCAAACGCUGCAGCAUUCGUGAUACAUUCGUGAGUUAAUUGCAAUUAAAAUUAUGUCACAGAGCUGAUAUUUGCUACAACAAAAUAUACAACAUCAACUGCAAGCCGAAGGAACGCUGGAGUUCGUUUUGAUUCAUUUACAUAGACGUUUCAAAAUCAGUAGAAAAGUGCACAACAAACACAAAACGACUUUCAAUAAAUCGUCUCUAGCCACCGCAAGUUCUUCCCAUGGAUCGCAGCUUGGAUUCCAUUGGCAGCUGUUCACUCGAUGUUGAUGCUGAUUCAUCCGAUAUAUCAGACACCAGCGGCAGCUUGAACUUUCCAACGCCAAUAUCCGUGAAGGACAUAACGCGCGAGUUUACGGCAAAUAUACGGGAACGCUGCACUCUGCGCUCACCGCUGCAGCCGCAGCCGCAGCGUACGAUAACCACAACCACCGCCCACAUCAAUCUGGAUCCGCAGACGGGCGGCGUGGUGCGCAUGGUGCUGUCACCGCCGGCGAGCGACGUAGUCGAUGACUCCCAGGCCGAGCAUACGAAGAACAUCAGCAGCCAGAGUGACGGCGGUAACAGCCUUGUCGUCGUGGAUGUUGUGGAGAAGAAGCCAAGCUAUUUAAAUUUGGCCUGCUGCGUCAACGGCUAUUCGAAUCUGACCACCUACGACUCAAAGAUACGCCAGGACAUUAACAAAUCCCGUGAGGUUUCACCCAUACGCCCCUCGACCAGCAGUCUGCAAUAUUGCAAGCGGAAUAAUUCGCUGGCGGCACCAGUGUUGCACACAAUGCCGCUCACCACGCAGCCGGCAACGGCCAUGUCCAACAAAUACACAACGAUUAUCAACGAGACAAACAACAAUAACAACAACAACAACUCCAGCAAGAAUGGUCUGGAGAAUGGUGAUCAUACCUAUUUCAAUGGUAACGGUGCCGGUAAAUCUUAUGGUGCAACAACGAGCAGCUUCAUACAGCAGCGCGUUGAGCGUCUCUAUGGACCCGGUGCUCUAGCCCAAGGCUUCUAUAGUCCAAAAAAGCAUAACUCCAGUUCCAGCCAGUCGCCUGUUGCUAUCCGGCAGAAGCAGCAGGAUCAGCUCCAAACGUCACCACAGGGCUCGGAGUUGUCGCGCAAAUUCAAGCAGCUAUCGCCCAGCAAGGAUUAUGGGGAAUUUCGGAAGAAACUGCAAAAUAAUUGCACGGCCCGCUCCCAAGAGGAGCAGCCCACAACUGUCCACAAUGGGGAUGUGGAUUUGCCAGUGUUCCGGCAUCUGAGUCAUGAGUUUCGCGCACAGCUGCCAACGGUGUCCCCCAAGCGAAAUGUGCCGCGCCUUUCGCCGGCACCCGAGGUAGUGUUGCCGCCCACCAAUGGCAGCCUGGAUGUUGUGGAUCAUGAACCACUGUGCACGGAAGAGUACAUGGGCACCACCAAGAUUUCAGCUAUGGAGGAAGUGGCAGCUAAAGCUACCACUCCCGAGACAACAGUCAGUGCUGCUGCAAUCGUGACGAAGGAUGGCAAUUAUUUUCUGAAAAUAUUGAAAGACGAACAGGUUCGUCUGUUCGCGCUGGCCGCCGUAGCGGAUAAGUAUAUUGAUGCCUUGAGUAGCAAUCCCGAUAUCACGGAGGACACUUUCGGUCUAUUGCGCUCAGCCUCGGGCAAGGCGCGUCUGCUUGCCUCGCAGAAAAUUAAACAGUUUGAGGGUCUUUGUCACAACAAUUUGAAUCGGUCGCCGGAAGAUGCGUUCCCCACCACAGUCGAUGAUUUGCAGGGCUUUUGGGAUAUGGUUUAUUUGCAGGUGACGCAUGUCGAUUCCAUAUUUGCAGAUAUCGAGCAAUUGAAGAGCAACGGUUGGCACCGCAUUAUCGAGCCACAAACCAAGGCUGAGACACCAACAAUAAAAACACAAAAAGCUGGUAAUCUGAAAACGAAAACAGCUGGCAGCAGCGCGACCAGUGCAAAGAGCUCCAAAAUAGCCGCAUCCAAUUCGGUGGCAGCAAUGAAACGCGAGGCGCAGCGACAACAGUUGCUGGAAAUGAAACGCAAACGCCGUGAGGCAUUAGCCACCGUUGCCAAACAAACAGCCUGUGAUGGUGAUAUAAAUGUGGAUGGGGGGGAUUUCGCUGUCGAGCCGCAAGCAACAAUCGGUGAUAGUGUUAAUAAUGCCGUUAAGAACAGCAGCUGAAUCGUGCUGUCGGCAUUUGGCUGCAACAAGCAAUACAACAAAUCAUGCUCUCUAGUUAUAUAUGUUAAAUUAACUCACUCACUCACACAGUCACACAUACAUAUAUAUACUCAACACACACUUAAUACACUCAUUCACACGCUAACAUAAAAGAAAACGAACCACGACAACAAGAAAAAAAGAAUAAAAAAUACUUAGAAAUUCCUAGUUGAAUUAAUCCUUAACUAGUCCCCAACUAAAAAAUAUUUAUAUAUUCACACGGUGUGGAGCUUUUAAUAUAUUGCAUAAUAAUCAAAUUGAAAACGUGUCACAAGUUGUCACAAACAACAACUGCAAGCAGAAAAAGAAUCGGAUCUUGCUCAUCGAUACAAAUAAACAAAAUUCAAAUCAAACAAAUGAAAUAUAGAAAAGAAAAAACAAACAAAUCUACAUGCAUACAUAUAGAGUUAUUAUCGUUAACGCGGCUCGUCGUAAAUUGUUUAUAAAGUUUGCCUUAUCUACGUGUUUUUUGCUCGUUAAAUCAUUUUGCUGUGCACCCAAAAAAAGAAAAAGAGAACAAUUUGUUUGUAAUUUUUUACAUGCGUUUUGCUUUUACAAAAUGCGACAUUUAUAAAAGACAUUUAUUUUUGUGUAAUUGUAUUAGCUACUUAAGUGCGACAAACAAAAAACACCAAUAAAAAUUUAAAAAAAAAAGUAACUAUAAAAUAUAACUAAAAUAAAUAUAAAAAUAAAGAAACCUUUUG